Messenger RNA from Daphnia carinata, 761 nucleotides. RefSeq names its product cAMP-responsive element-binding protein-like 2 (gene REPTOR-BP). NCBI's taxonomy places the organism in Eukaryota, Metazoa, Arthropoda, Branchiopoda, Diplostraca, Daphniidae. The record is from RefSeq and is a predicted model, not a curated record. Gene Ontology annotation, molecular function: DNA-binding transcription factor activity. The transcript has 4 exons. Gene Ontology annotation, biological process: regulation of DNA-templated transcription. The coding region runs from base 164 to 619 and encodes 151 amino acids. Gene Ontology annotation, cellular component: nucleus.
GUUAAGUAAAGUGUUCCUAUGUAAAGAAAACAAUUUCGAGUGUCUUACGCAACCAAAAUACUAGUAAAAUCAUCAACACCCUCGAUUCAUCCUCUUGUGUGACUUUCGCUGCAACGAGAACUUAAUUUAGAUUCGAUUUCGUGUUACUUCCAACUUCUACCAAAUGGUGUUCGGAAUCAUGUCUAGUCAACAGCAACACGAAAUGGACGAAUCGGUGAAUGCUAGUUCAGGUGUCAACAGCAAACGCGGACGGAAACCUGGUCGCAAUUCUAAUAAAAACGGCGACCACAAGGGCGACAUGAAAGCUAAACUUGAGAGGAGCCGACAGAGUGCCAGGGAAUGCCGAGCUAGGAAGAAACUGCGCUACCAAUAUCUGGAGGAGCUCGUAACCCACCGCGAGCGCUCCGUUCUGGUUUUGAGAAGAGAAUUGGACCAAUAUCGUCAAUGGUGCAUUGAUAUGGACGAUGGAAAAAUGCCGGAAGGAAUCGAACGUCUAGUAGAGGAGGUUCGCCGAGAGCGUGAUUUGCAGAUCCAAAUGAAUCAGUUGAAUGCUGCUUCUCAUACUCCUCGGCCACCUACACGUUCCGACGAAACCGAUAUGAUCGAAUCUCCAUCCUAAAGAACCCACGCCAUUUUCGUCCAUUCAAUUUCAAGACGACGACACCUUUCUAGACGAUUGACAAAACUUGUUCUCCUCACUAUCUUGUACAAUACCCUACAUAACGGUGCAAUGGCAUAUUACACAGACCUUCUACAAUGUG